Mizuhopecten yessoensis (Yesso scallop) is the source of this 968-nucleotide messenger RNA. RefSeq lists its product as uncharacterized. The coding region runs from base 75 to 476 and encodes 133 amino acids. The record is from RefSeq and is a predicted model, not a curated record. The transcript is spliced from 2 exons. Lineage: Eukaryota; Metazoa; Mollusca; Bivalvia; Pectinida; Pectinidae.
UGACCUACCUGUUUUACUUUGUACCAUACUAUGUGUCGGCCAUAUACAGCCUGGUUAACCCCGGGGAGACCUGGAUGUCCGACUGGGCAAUUCUGCAUGCUGGAGCAGCAGCUCAGAGCCAAGUGGUUCAUAUCUUUGCAUCAUUCCACUGGCGUACGGUGGCAUCAGGAUUUGGCUCCCCAACUGACUUGUUUAACAGUCCUGGGCAGGUUUUCUGGUACACCAAUCUUCUGCUUCUGGUUGUGCCACAGCUGUUUGCCUGGCGUUGCUACACUGAUCAAGAAUUUUUCUUCAGUGUGUAUGAUGGUAGCAUUACCUCUGACAGAUCUGGCCGUGUGAAGUAUGCCGAUGCGGCCACCUUCUCCGAGGUGACCACGAAGAAAAACUCCACUAUGACUAAUUUAGUGGAUGGUGUUGUGACCUCUACAACCCAGGUCGAGGGUCGAGUGACCAGAAGCAUGAAAAAAAUGUCAUAAUGAUAAUGUGUCACAGAGUAAAAGCUCUUUUGAAAUGACAGUUUGCAUAAAGAAACAAAAAUAUGUGGUACAACACAUAAACAAAUAUCGUACAAAAUCUUUUUUGAUAGCAUUACUAAUUUUAUAGAAUUUUGCAAUAAUGAUACAAAAUGUAUAUUUUUUGAAGAGAUUAGAUAAAUUGUUGCAUUAUUUUUGUAAUUUAAGUUACAUGUUCCUGGAAAGUCUUUUUGUCUGUAGCCAUAUUUAUUUAUAUACAAUGUAUAUGCCAUAGUUUAGGUCGAAGAAGGUGACAAAUGAACCUCACUUUCAAUCCUAACAUAAAUCGAGGACAUCCCUGUUAAGGCCUAGAGUAUCAAUGUUUGGCCAGUAGCUUGACAAGUCUUUUUAAGAAAGAUGGCAAUAACCUUCCCAAGGUCCUAUAAGCAUUACACAUCAAAAUCUUUUAACAAAGAUUCAUAUUAAGGUUUAGAGUACCCAGGUAAUUAUAUUAAG